AGUGGGCAACUUUCGUCAAGAUUAUUGUCGUCCCCAUCGUGAUCGUUUUGUGUGUGUACUUCUCUGUGAAACUACGUAAACCUCUAAUGGAGGUAAAGUAAAAGUUUUUGAAGUACUAGGUGUCCUCUUGUGCCACUUGUUUGAUCUUGUCCCAACAACUCCAAGCCUAAGAAAAGUAAAACACUCCUGCUACAGUCGCUGGAGAAGUAGAUCCACUUCGCAUGACUUCUUCCUCGUUUAGUUGUCUGCCACUGAAGCCCGGCGACCACCUGAUCAAAGAGGACCACGGGGGCCGCGUUACGCAUGCUCUAUUUUGUAUGGAAGCGUCAGGUUUGAAAUCGUCAAAGUUGAAACAAUUUGUAAUGCAUGAAAUGCAUGGCCUUGGCCUUGGCCCGAGGUACGUGUGUUGCAGAGCAGGCAAGUGAGGCCGAUUGUAAGCCUGUUUGGGGUUACAGCUCGAGCUGCUAAAGUAGCAUGAGAAAAUCACUCUUCUUUACCUAAACAGCAUGACAAACUGGAUUUAGGGACCACCGAAAUUUGUCAUGCGCCACUUGGAAACUGGGUUCCAACUGGCAUCCAUUUGAUGCAUGCCAAAUUAUUUCAACUUUGUCGAUUUCAACUCUGACACAUCCAUAUUUUGCGGGCAGGCCAGCUUGCGAGCGGGGGACGGCAGCAGUUACAACUUGCAGCACAACAAGUUCAGAACCACGACUGGUGGUUCUACAGUCGCAACGAAAGAGGUGGACACAAAGGUUGUAGGUAGUCAGGAAGAACUGGUAUGGCAUUCGCAAACGUUCCAUUCUUGUUCCCAUGUGUCAGAUUGUUUCUUGUAUGGUCGCUGGGACCACGGAGCUACCGCAAUUCGUCCUUUGUUUGCCACUGUUGACUUCCAUGCUUUUUCUUCUGGCGUUUGAAACUUGAUUGUUGUCGUCACAAAUGAUGAUGGCAAAGGCAAGAACUAGAACAGUUGCGACGGCCAUAACAGGAGGAAGACACUUUUUUGCAGGACUGCUGUCCGGAGCUGGAGCAUUUUGUCGUUUUUUUGAAGCAAGUGGACUCCUCUACUGUGGCCGUGUGGAAGCAGACGCUGAGGGAAUGGUGCCAAGACUUUCAAUUUGCGGCUGCGUCGCCGAUUUUCAUGGGGGGUCAACAUGUCAGAACAACCGGCGAGGACCACCCCGAGGUCGUGAUGCGGGGGUCGUUAUCGGGAGAUGAAAGACAUUCUAUUUCUCCAACAGGAGAAAUAGCAGUUGCUGAUGAAGCAGCAGCAGGCAGCUCUUCUAUAAUACCGCAAGAAGUUCAAGAUGAGCUUGACAAAGAACACCGCAACAGCGACGGCUUCGUUCCGACGGACCUCUCUGUGAAAGAAGAGAUAAGACAUGAUAUGCAAAACCAAGACCAGCUCUCGGGGGUGAAUGAUUCUACCGAGUCAAGACGUGGUAACGAAAACGAGCAGCCUGCGGAAGUGAAUACUAGGGAGCCCCCUUCAUCUGGUAGCCUGCAAAACAAAAAUCCUCGACCAUCACCAGGGAAGAUUUUUAUACCGGAGGAACCAGGAGAAGUAGACCAGGACCGCACAGCACCUCCCGUGGUCACGACCUUUCCCUCUGUUGGCCUAGACGAGAAAGCUGAAUCAUUCGACCCUGAAGUAUCAAAUGUAAAAAUGUCUGCGUCUGGAAGAAUGCAACUUGUAAUGCUGUCUGCGGAUUCUAAAAAUAUCUGCGUUGCAUGAGCAGCAUGAGGAGUGAGUUCUUGGCACGCGGAGAGGGCAUUUCUCAUGCGUAAUUAGCAUCAAGAAGCUCUCACGGGUCAUGCAAAAUGUGCAUGACAAGCACAAGUCCAAACUCUUCCAGACCCAGACAUUUUUGCAUUUGAUAUGAAGAGACGACGAACAACAAGCCGAACGACCUCUCGACCACCCGGCUCGUGAGCGUGCGGUUCUACCUGAAUCGUCCGUUUUCGCGGCGGCGCGCGGUGUACGUGGCCUUGCGCGCGCUGACGGAAACGCCGCGCAUCAAGCUGCACGCCAGCCUGGUGCGCGAGGUGUUGGAGUCCGACGUGUUUCCCUGGCACUGCCUCUUCCAGGACGAGGCCCCCGCCUUUGACCCGGGCGUGGCCCUGUCGCACAUGAAGGCGAAGCGGUACCGGCGACAGCCCUACCAGGAGGGCUUUGUCAGCGAGAACCUGCUGGAGAGUCUGCAGCAGGGCACGGUCCUCAUGUCCCACGGGGCCGUGGUGGUGCGCGGGGCGCGGAUCGCGCGCUUGUUGCGGUUCUCGACCGCGGCGGUGGGGAGCUGGGGCCGGCUCGGGGCGCUCAUGGGCGCGAAGUUAUCCGAACGUAUCUUCACGCAGGACUCGCCGCGGAGCGCCGGGGCCGCCGCCGCGGGAAGCUGGAUUGGGUAUAAGUACUUACUCUCACAGCUCGUAUGGGUGGCAAUUUAAAUUCUGCAACACAUUGCGGUUCGUCGUCUAUCGAACCUUCUAUGUACAAUUUCAGGAUCAGGUCACCUGUACUCGAGGCCGUGUUCUUGUUUUGUUGAUAAGUAGUUUUUGGAAGCCACGUUGUCGUUGAAACACGAUUUGACGAAAACGAAAAUCGAAACCAAUUCUCCAGUUCUGUGGCUGGCGCGAGCCUUGGCGCGAGCGUUGCCUCCACGACCGGCACAGCGGCCGCCGCGAGCUACAGCGCCACCGCGUCCGCGCACUUUGGGGCCGCGGCGUACACUAUCGAAUGCAAAUAUGUCUGGGUCUGGAAACUUGUGAUGCUGAAUGGUCGUGAUUGACUGCGCCUCAAAGUGCAGUAUAGCAUGACAAAUGUUUCAUACGCUUUGUCAUGCGCAGAACGCAUUACAAACUGCGCUUUCAUUGCAUGACGAAAUUCUGGCGCUUUAUUUGCUGCUUAUGCAUUACAGAUUUUCAUUACGAAUGCGAAACAUCCAAUACAGGUUCAACCUUUCCAGACCCAGACACACUUGCAUUUGAUAUACACGCUCGGGGCGGUGGAGGGCGGGUCGAUCGCCACCAGCAUCUAUCAAAUGCAAAUAUCCCUGGAUCAUGUCUGGAAGGAUGCAACUUGUCAUGCUGUCCUUGGAUUCGAAAAAAAUCUGUAUUGCGUAAGCACCAAAGAGGCAUCUACUUCAUGAGGCCCUGCCUCAGAAAAUCUGUGAUGCUACCGCAUACAUCACAGACGUCAUGGGUCAUACAAAAGCUGCAUGACAAGUCUUCCCAUCUUCCAGACCUCCAGACACAUUUGCAUUUGAUAGCAUCCUUGCCGCCACGUCGCU
Messenger RNA from Amoebophrya sp. A120, 3284 nucleotides. NCBI's taxonomy places the organism in Eukaryota, Dinophyceae, Syndiniales, Amoebophryaceae. The record is from the annotation of a GenBank genome assembly.